GUGUGUUCAGUGUAUGAUGAAUUACUAGAGCUCCUGCAAUAUGAAACUGGCUUGAAGAAGCACCUGGAUCGUUCAAGAUGCUUCAGUAUUGGAUUCCCUAUGAAUGAAAAUGAAAGACUAGGAACACUCUUGGAAGUUGAAAACUGCCUUGCCAAUAUUGCCAGGCAAGAGAGAUGGAGAGAAACAAUUCCCAAAGAUUGGGCAUACUGUGAAGUUGUCUUGAGGAGUAAUAAGCAGAAAGGACAGAAACUUAUUUCAUUAAAAGAUUUCAGAAAACAGGUUGCAAUCAAAAAGACGGGAAAAGACAGGGAUACGUGUGAUGUGUUGCGAUUAUACAAUGAUUUUGGCAUCAUUCUGUAUUUUAAUGAAAACAAUUUGAGAGAAGUUGUAGUAACAGAUGUGCAAUGGUUUGUAGACUGUUUUAAGUCUAUCAUUACAGAUCCCAUGCAUGUUAGAGACUUAGUUCAAAAUGACAAAGACUGGCAGUAUUUCUAUAAUAGUGGCUAUCUUUCCGAUGGUCUUUUAAAAAGAAUCUGGAAAAACCAGAAAAUGGACAUUAAAAAAUGCUUUUCAGCAUUGAAAUACAUGCAACGCCUGGGUUUGGUUGCGAUUGGAAAAAAAAUGCAUUACAUUGCAUGUAUGAAUAAAUUAGAAUUCACACAUGAACUGAAAUCUCGCGUUUGGUCCUUGGAGGAGAAAACAUCAGUGUUGGUGUUCAAUUUUAAGUUCCUUCCAAAUUUUUUUUAUUUUCGUCUUGUUGUUGCAUUGAUUGUGGAGGAAGCUGAAGACAGCAAAUGGACAGUGAUUGAAGACAAUGGACAGAAGUGUUUGUUUAAGAAUGUAGCAUGCUUCAAACAUAAGGAACAUAUCAUUAUUCUUGCACUCCAAAUAUCAUCCAUUCAAGUGCAGAUUUUUAGAAUGGGGGAAAACUGUCUUGUUUCUCCAAUUACACUUAACAUUAGAAAGAAGGUUGAAGAUGUUUUGAAGAAACUGACUAAAAACUUCCAUAAGAAAACAAUUUACACAGUUGGAUUCCAAUGUUCCACGAAGAACGUUCUUGAAGAAUGUGUCACAUCUUUCCUGCCUGAAGAAGCCAUAUGUGGGAAAGAAAAAUUUUCAUGUCCAAAUCAUGGACUGCAAAACUAUCAUGAGAUAGAUCCAGUUGACAUUCUUUGUUACUGGAAACUUGGGUAUUACCCAGGCUACUACUCCAAGAAUGAUGCAGGGAAUCUUACUGAAAAUGUCCUGUCUGAGAUGGAUCUGGUGAAAUUAACAAAAGUGGUUGGACCCAAAGAAUUGGAGUUAGUCGCUAAGUAUCUUGGUUUGACACAGAUACAAAUUGACACAUUAGAAAUGGAAAACACUUCAAGAUCUAUUCAUACUCUGAUCCACAAAAUUUUUCUUGCUUGGAAGAGGAAAGCAAAGCAAAGAGCAACUAUGGAAGAACUGGAAAAGGCUUUUCAGAAUGCUGAAAGAGAGGCAGAUGCAAAAAUAGAUUGGAACAAUUUCCAGAAGGUCAAAUCUGAUAUUCUGAGGAAAAGAAACUCUUUUUGAAGGAUAUGUGGC
Messenger RNA from Saccostrea cuccullata (small rock oyster), 1566 nucleotides. RefSeq lists its product as uncharacterized. NCBI's taxonomy places the organism in Eukaryota, Metazoa, Mollusca, Bivalvia, Ostreida, Ostreidae. Gene Ontology annotation, biological process: signal transduction. Gene Ontology annotation, molecular function: protein binding. The annotation marks the transcript as partial. The transcript has 2 exons. The record is from RefSeq and is a predicted model, not a curated record.